GACUGUAAGGACGCGUCGUCAGGUCUGUUUUUGUUGUUGUUUGGUUUGUGGAGUAGCUGUAUGUUUUAGUCUGAAGAAAACCGCUUCUUUGGUUCCUUAACUGCAGCUCAUGUCAUCUUAAGGGGAAAUCUUUGCAUAAACGGUCGUCCACUGUAGCUCCUCAUCAAUGUGCUGCUGUGAAUGGAGUGGCUUCAGGUGAGCGUCUCACAGGACUGUCCCAUGGAGAAGGUGACGUUCCAUAAUGUGGCCCAGAGUUACAUCCCUCAGAGCCGUGUGGAGUGUCACUACACCCUAACUCCUGCGCAUGCAUGGUCUUCUAAAGACUGGAUUGGCAUUUUCAAGGUUGGGUGGAAUGCUAUACGGGAUUACCACACCUUUGUGUGGUCGCAGGUUCCGGAUGGCUACCAAGAGGGGACGGCUACUAAAUGCUGCGUCAAUUUUCAAGCCUUCUACUUGCCUAAGGGGAGCUCAGAGUCCUACCAAUUCUGCUACGUGGACGGCCAGGGUGAGGUAUGCUCACGCAGCACCUCAUUCACCUUUAGUGCUCCUCAGACCCUCGAUGAGCUUGUGACCCUGGAAGGAGAGGAUGGAGUUGCCUCCGACAUGCUCUUCAUCAUUCCCAAAGCAGAGAUGUUACAGGGCCGUCUGGAGGAAUGCCAACAGGAGAAGAGCCAGCUGCUGGAGUCCAAUGCAGAGAUGAAGCAUGAGAUGGCAGAAAUGCAGAUGAGGAGUGCUGAUCUGAAGAGAGCUCUGAGUUGGGCAGAAGGGCGUUACUCAAUGCUGCUGGACAAGUACCAGAAAGGUCUCCAGGAAAAACAAGUGGUGACCUCUGAACGUGACACCCUGAUCCAACAGCAGGCAGAGAACCAAAAGCAAAUUUGUGAACUGGAGGAAGACAUCAAAGUCAUAAGUGGGAAAGUGCUGGAGAAAGAAACAGAGCUGGACAGGAUGAAGGACCAUUUGAAGAAGGUGAAUCUCAUGCAAGAGGAGCAGGCCAAGAGCCUGGAAGAGGAGGAUCAGGACAAAGAGAGGCUGCAGGAACGAGCUGAAACCCUAGAGGAGCAAGUGUGUGACCUCCAAGAUCAGCUGUCUGCCGGUCAACAGAAGGCUGAAGUGCUGGCUGAGGAGCUGGCCUCUGCCCUGUCUGCAAGAGAUCACGCCACAUCGGAGCUGAAGAAGACGCUGCUGUUGACGGCCGAGCUGAAUGUCCAGCUGGCAGACAGCACUCUGGCCUGGAAGGAGGGCCGAUCCCAGUGGCUGCAGGAGAAGACGGUGCUGCUUGACAGCUUAGAGGUGGAAAAGGAGAAGAUCCUGAAUCUGAGCUGUGAGGUCCUUAAACUUGAAGAAUCACUUCAGAAAGAGCGAAUCGACAAAGAGAGGUUUAGACUUAAGCAUGACUGCAGCUUGGUGCAGCUUGGAGAUGCAAUGCAGACGGUCAAGGAGCUCAAGUCCACCCUGGUUGCAAUUCAGAAAGAACGAGACCAGCUGGCUGUGGAGAAGGAGGAGCUGUUCGACUACAUGAGGAAGCUUGAGCAGAGGCUGGAGAAGAUGGCCGAUUCCAAAUGGAGCGAAGUUGAGUCCAGCUGUGCCACCCGACCAAAUUCUCCCACUACUACAGACUCUGAGGAUGAGUUACCUGAAGAUGUUCGGCCUACUUGCCAGAGGAGGCCUUACAACCUGACAAUCGAAAAGGGGUCUUUCUGCGCACCGCCACCUCUACCCAGCAGGAUGCCCCAAGGAGGUGUGGUCAUCAGCCAGCCCACCGCAAUCUCCACCUCUCAAUCCAACAACGAGAGGCAGGACCCAAAAUGGGAGUCGGAUUCCAGUGGAGACAAAGAGGGCUUGGUGUCCAAGGUGCCCAGCUCUGGGGGCGAGACUGCUGCACAGCUGUCUGAGACGACUUGCUCCAUAAUCAGAACAGCAAAAGGAAAAAAAUGACAUGAAUAAAUAAAAGCGGGCGAAGAUCUAAGUGGGAGUGUGGAUGACUUUUAUGGUUGGCAGCAGUUAAAAUGACAUAGAGGGGGAGUGCGUGAUAUACGGCCGCGUCAGACAGCUUCCGAAUCAAUUUUCAGCAUCAUUAGAGUCUCCUGCCGUCUCCCUUUUUUCUCCGCUCUCCCGCUCCCUCAUUCCUUCUCUUUCUGUUGUCACUUUAUUUUCUCUGUUGGAAUAACUUUGCUCAACAUCUCCAAUUUCAUAAAGCCAAAAUAAAUAUGAAAAUGAGCCU
Messenger RNA from Erpetoichthys calabaricus (reedfish), 2224 nucleotides. It is a transcript of the gene calcoco1a, whose product is annotated as calcium binding and coiled-coil domain 1a. Bases 181 to 1938 code for a protein of 585 amino acids. The record is from RefSeq and is a predicted model, not a curated record. Lineage: Eukaryota; Metazoa; Chordata; Cladistia; Polypteriformes; Polypteridae. The transcript has 14 exons.